ACACCGCAUGCCGUACGGGCCGGGCCAGGCCACUCAGUCAGUACGACAGUUGAACGCACGAAGCGCGACGCGUGCGCUCAUCCCGUGUACAUACAUACACAAACUACAUUCUUUAAAUUGAUUCUAGUCAAAAUGUAGUUUCGUAUAUUUAUUGUUAAUGGAAAUAUUACACAGUGAAAGUGAAAUUUUGUGAUAUUUUGAUAAAUUUUGUAACUCUUACGCGCUACGGUCCAAAGAACAAUGCUGUGGGAAAAAAUAACGUACAGCUGGCAUCGGCACUCGUUCCCAGCUACCUACCUAACCUCUCUCCCCCCUCGAGCCGGGUGCCGGGUUCAAUGCGCCUCUCUGCGUUUAUUCAUCGUUUGUGGGAAAAGUUGACCCCCGUUUUAAAAAUAUUGUUAACGAAUUCACACGAUUUGUGUUACAGUGACUACUGUAUCUUUGAUGAGCAAUUUUAUGUGAGAAGUUGAAAGUUUUACGAGAGAAUAAUUAUGUCUGAAUUUUUAAACAAUAUAGGUACUUAAUUUUUAUAAUUAUUUCAAAUGUAUUUGAUGGAGAUUAUGCGGCACCUAAUUAUGUGAUACAGAAGUAUCUACUGAUAAAUUUGUUUUUACGCGCAAGAUUUCAAGGUUGCUUGCAGCAUUCCGGAGAACUAUAUUAUUUGCUGUGAGUUUUGUAAUGUUUGUCGAGUUUCAACAUCGUCAAAAUUUUAAUAUAAUUGUACCUACUAGAAAUAAUGUUCUUAUAUCAGAAGAGGACAUGAAGACAAUACUGUAAUACCGAUUAGGCAACACGUUUUGUGCUGAUGAAUCAAGUUAUGAAAUAGACGUUAGAAUCAAAAGUCUACCAAUGGCAUAGUGACAUACAGUGAAUGUUGCAUGAUGACGUGUAAUCAAAGUGAUUAAAUUAUUAAUUGUGAAUGAAGUGCCUUAAUUAUUAUUAGUGAAUGAAGUGGUUGUCUUGAAGGCAGUUCCGAGAUUCAGGUUACAGGAUGGGUAACCAAGGAUCAUCACCUCACGAGCCGCUGGAUCGAGCGCAAGCGGCUCCGAACCCCGACCUCAAAAUGAAGUCGUCAGUUCGAAGUUCUCUGAGAAGGGCGCGCGCGGGCGCAGCACUGUCGCCUCCGCGCGCCGGCAUGGAGAGGCUGCGUCGGUCGUUUCGCGAGUCGUUCCGCCGGCGCAAAGGAUCGCCGCCGGAGUCUGCGCGCCCGCAUCAGUGGCACGCAGACGAGGCGGCGGUCCGCGCCGGUACCUGCACCUUCCCCGUGAAAUACCUCGGCUGCGUCGAGGUGUUCGAGUCGCGGGGUAUGCAGGUCUGCGAAGAGGCGCUUAAAGUGCUUAGGAACUCCCGUCGACGUCCGGUGCGCACUGUACUGCACGUAAGUGGGGACGGUCUACGAGUAGUUGAAGAGGAAACCAAGGGGCUCAUUGUGGAUCAGACUAUAGAGAAAGUAUCAUUUUGUGCUCCGGACAGAAAUCAUGAAAGGGGUUUUAGCUACAUCUGUCGCGAUGGCACGACGCGACGUUGGAUGUGUCACGGCUUCCUGGCGUCGCGCGACAGCGGCGAGCGACUGUCACACGCAGUGGGUUGCGCGUUCGCCGCCUGCCUCGAGCGCAAGCAGCGCCGCGACAAGGAGUGCGCAGUCUCUAUGAGCAUCGACGCCGCCAGCCACGCUUUCACACGACAGGGGUCCUUCCGCAAAUCCGGUAUCGGGCGGCGCGUGUCGGAGGCUGACGCAUCGCCGCCACCGCCGCCGCUGCCGCCGCCGAGCGCGGCGCCGAUCGCGAGCGCGGUGGCGCGCCCCACGCCGCACAAUCCGUUCGCUGUAGAGCGGCCGCACGCCGCGCCCCAUCUACUCGAACGACAAGGCUCGUUCCGAGGAUUUGCUCAUCUUAAUAAUAGUUCUCCAUUCAAGCGCCAAAUGUCAUUGCGUAUAAGUGAAUUGCCUUCGAACCUGGAGCGGCAGCGUGCUGGGCUGGGCUCCCCACCGCGUACUAUUGGACCGCUACAGAACGCCUCUCCCGCGCCUAGCCCUUUGCCGGACCUCGCCCCUCUCGAGACGUCGCGUACGGAAGCGGACCCGGUGGCGGCGAUGUGCCAGCAGCUGUCGCUGGGGCUGCGCGCGCUGACGGAGGAGGCCGUGCCGGCGGCUGUCCCGGCGGUCGUGCCGGCCGCGGUGCCGGCCGCGGUAGUCGCGGCGCCUCUGCCGCACCCGGACGCGUGGCUGGGCCGCGUGGCGCGCGCUCCGCCGCUCGCGGCGGCCGGCCGCGCCGCCUCCUACGCCGGCCACUCCGUCGUCUCCACCAACCCGUUCCUCGCGCCCGCACUGCCGCAACCCUCGCAGCAUCCCACGCCCGCUGCGCACUUUUAGAACGUAGUGGUGAAAAGGAAGAAUAUAACUCGUUAUUGUCUAAAACCUGAGCACGACCGAAAUACGGAUAAAGCCGGCGCCAGACGUUAUCCCACGUCUAUCGAAUCAAUUGAUCGAAAUAUUCCAAGUUCCAAUGUGUUCACAGUGGUCUACACUUUUGGUACAACAGUACUGAAUGUGUACUGUAAGUGUUUAUAUGUAAGGCCGGACAGAGGCGACAUGUCAAAGGAGUGAUAAAGAUCUUAAAAAUUUAAGAUGUGUCUGGCGCCGGGAUAAUAAAUGACGGGUCUAUCUGAUCGAUGUAAUUAUGAUUGAGGCACAACUAUGCCGUAACUCGACGCUGAUUCUUAGACUUUCUUCAC
Achroia grisella is the source of this 2733-nucleotide messenger RNA. It is a transcript of the gene numb, whose product is annotated as protein numb. The record is from RefSeq and is a predicted model, not a curated record. The coding region runs from base 992 to 2371 and encodes 459 amino acids. Lineage: Eukaryota; Metazoa; Arthropoda; Insecta; Lepidoptera; Pyralidae. The transcript is spliced from 7 exons.